GAUUGCUGCAAAAUUAAAAACAUCUUCGGUCACACGCGCGCAUAUAGCAUACAAAAAAAAAGAAAAGAAGAAAGAAUAAUAACAAAAAUACUUCCGACUUGAUAGACUUUUACACAGAUGUGUAUAUAUUUUAGUGUGUAUAGCUUAUAGUUAGAUACAAAGUGACCGAAAGGCAAGAGCAAGGAGCAAGAGCAAAAUCGGACUAUCGUCUCAAGUUAUACCCCCCUCUUAUAUAUUAUUAUAUAUUCUUUAACUUGGAAAAUCAAGCUCCGGAAAAACCACCCCUUCGAGAAAUGUUCUCUACAUAAAAUUUAGUGUAAUUUUCUUCUCUUAAUAAAUAUUUACCCACACACCCGGCGCGCGUUAUCCUGCCAGAAGCAGCAGCAGUGUGGAAGCCGAGGAUACCAAUCCGCACCCCAGACAGCCCCGGUCCGAGCGUUCUGGGGGCCCGCUUUAGUUUUGCUACAAUCGUUUCCCUCGUGUUGUUUGGUCGUCUCGGUCUAAGGGAGAAGAUACCAAGGAGCUGUCGUCGUCCUCCUUACAUAUUAUCGUAGCUUCAGAGAAAGUCGUGCCGCACAUCCAACUCGACUCUCUUACGGUUCGGACCUAAAAGUACACACGGCGUACAUUUUCUUAGAUUCGUUGUCGAAAAAAAAAAAUCAAAUCAAAUCAAAUCCAAUCCACACAAGAUCACCCGGAUUCGAGUUUGUGAAGUUACGGGAAAAAAUCAAACAGUUUCGCGAAGUAACAAAACAAAAAAAAAAUAUAACAAGAUUGCACCAAAACAGAACAACAAAUCGUGUUGAUUCCACAAAAUAAGCUCAAGCGAUCCAAAACAAAAAAAAAACCAUCAUCAGCUCAAUCUGCACUCAGCCUCAAGUCAAAGUCGUACUCGAGAGAUGGAUCCACCAAACCGUGAAUGAAUGAUCGCUGAACCUGCAAACAAAAGAUUCGUUACGAGGAUUACACAGUUACAACAUCAACAACAACAACAACAACAACAUCAACAACAACAGUGGUACAAAACAAAAGUGUUGCGCGCAAAAGAAAAUUAAAUCGAAAUGGCCUUCAACCGACAGCUUGUGUUGGCCUCGAGUCUGCUGAAAAAUUCCAAGGAUAAUUGUACCACCUCCGGCCCGCGACCACAGUCCAUCGGUGCCGUCGUGGCCGGAUCGCGUCGUCCUCGUCGUGGAUCAGUGUUCCCACCAAGCAUAGUGGUGUUCUUGCUUUGAACAAGUUCUUUCGUUGGAUUUUAAGUUUUAAUCAAAUCAUAAGAACCAAAUAAACAAACGACUAUAUCUAGUGUGUGUGAAAUGUUCUCCCGAAUGGCGUAUAAAUAUAUCAUAACAGAAAAGUACAUCUUGUUUCAUUAACGAAGAACGGUAAUAAAACAAACAAAACAGUUGCGAAGAAAAUAACAAAUGAUGCUGAUAAAACCAAGAACCAGAAGACAAAAUGAAAAAGAUACGCAAACUGGUCAAAUUGUUGCAAAAUGUCAUCCGAAAGAAAUGAGUGAAAAAUUAUGUGAAACUGCAAAAUGGUCAGACAACUACAAUGACGAUUGAUGCGUGUGGCCACGCAACUGCCAUGCCCUCGUCGAAUCGGUCGUUGAAAGCUAGAAUUAAACUCGAAUAAAACUAGUUAAAUAACAAACUGAAAACAAAUUUUACUCCCCCCUUAAACGAAAAAGAAAAGAAAAAACAAAUGAAGAAAAUACAAAGAAGAAUGAAAAAUAGCGAAAUGCUCUCACCGCCUCAAGCUGUGUGGUAGAAGAAGCAAUAGCAGCAGUACAGUUUCCCCCCCAAAGUUUAGUUUGUCGCAAUUUUUUACUACUGCAAAAAAUCCCCACGACCAACCGAAGAAGAUCAGAAGAAACAGAACGGAGAAGAUCAGUGAGAGUGAAAAUUUUCGACGAAAACAAACAAAGCGAACGAACGAACGAACAAAGUCUGAGUGAAGUAUCUUUAAGUUUGAGCUAAAAGAAAAUAAAACAAAAAAUCUGAUCAACAAAAAACGGAGAAAACUUGAGUGGCACUUGUGCGAAAGUGCAUCGACAGCGAGCGGAAGAAAGAAGAAGAAGCAGAACAAAAAAACACUAGGACAGAGUGAAACUGCGCGAAAACUGAACUGAAACAAACUGUUAUGUGCGAACAGAAGAGUUUCACAAUAGAGUAGAAAAGCCCCACGAACGCUAAAACUAAGGAAAGUACCCUCGUGGAAACGAGGACUUCGCCAUUAGUCCCCCCCCCUCGAAGAAGAACAAGAAGAAGAAACAACCGGAUUUGACAAACCAAACCAAAAAAAAUAAGUGAAGACAGCAGUGAAAGUGUGUGUGUAACAAGAACCAAAAAACAAGGAAUACUCGCCCCCCAAGAAGAAGAAUCACAAACAGAAAGUGAAAGUGACCCAAGUCCCCGCAAAGAAAAAAAGAACAAAUCAUAGAAAGUGAAAGUGAGAUAAAUAAAAAAACUAAAGAAGACAACAAAAGCAAACAAUCGUGUGUGUUGUGCUGCAUCUCUAUAGCGAAAAAAAAGAGAGAGUGCGAAAGCGAAAACGAAAAAAAAAGAAUCCUUUAAAACCACCCCCCGAUAACCCCACAAAAUAUUCAACCGAUUCGACUUGUACCCGAAGAUAACCACAACAGCCAGGUCCAUGCGAUGGAAGGGGAAACAUAAGGCCGGGUUAAGAGAGGGGUACUGUUCGGAAUUGUUGGAAGGGGCGCUCGCCAGUCGUCGUCGUCGUCACUGUAGCCGUCAACGUUCAAGUCGUCGUAUGUAUCGCCGGCGAGGUUCUUGGUAUUAUUGUUGUACUACUAGCAAGAAGACCAUCAUCGGCCGGAGGCAACAUCAGCAAGAGCAACAGCAACAGCAACAACAACAACCGUGGGGAGGGGAGAGUUUCUCCCACCUUGGUGCGCUGGUCCGUGGGCCAAUAAAGCUGUUUGCCACUUAUGAUGUCAUCAGAGGAGGACACUGAUUCUUUCGGUUUAUACGUCGAUAAGUUGCUAAAGAAAAACAAACGAACCAGACAGCGCGUAGACGCGGGAGAGCCAAGAAAUAGUUAUUCUUCGAUACCGAACUUUAGUUCCAGACCGUCGUCCUUCAUGAGCGGUGGUCUAUACGGGGCUAUUUUUAGCCAAAGCCAGCAGCAUUUCGGUGGACUGUUUGGCUACGGGCCAGCCAACAAGAUGCUCAACGAGCUCUUGGGAAGACAAGUGAAGCAAGCACAGGACGCCAGCGAUCCGGACAGUAUCAGUAUGCUAUCAUCGAUUGAGGCAGCCAAUGCAGCGGAUAAUAGCAAUACCCCAACGAGCAAGCAUGGAUUCGAGAGUACGACGAAUCUGAAUAAUAACAACAACAAUAGCAGUACGGCUAACAACAACACUAACAGUGGUAAUAACAAUUCGCCCACGUCAGAUGGAUCUGCAAUGAUGGGUCGAAGGAGUAGUAACAGUCAGAUCAACACUGCCAAUAGUGGCAGCAACAACAACAACAACAACAGUAACAGUAACAGCAGCAGUGGUGUUAUAGACCUUGACGGUGGUUCUAGAACACCACAGCCGAACGAUUUGGCGCAUCACAUGUUGCGCAACAUCCUACAGGGCAAGAAGGAGCUGAUGGCCCUCGAUCACGAGCUGCGAACGGUGAGCAACCAGAGUUCGGCCCUCGGCGACCGGAUAUCGCCCGAUAAUAACAACGUGAUCAGCAAGAACAAUAACAUCUACGACAUAAGCAAGUGCGAAACAGUGAACGGUGGUAGUGGUGAUGUUAGUGACUCUAGUGAACUAGGUGCUAAUAAUAACAACAGUGCUUCAAACAAGGUGAAUCAGAAGAACAGUGCGACCAAUAAUCAAACCAACAACAGUGAUAACAACAGUCAACCUACUAGGCCAAUUUCUCUGGACUCGAACAAUAGCAAUUGUGAUGAUAUGCUAGCCUCGGAGCUGGCCCACACCGAGCGGCUACUGAAUGGUGUUAGCGGUAGUGGUGGAGGUGGCAAUGGUGCCGGUCGGUGUUCUAGUGUGAAUCCCAAACAGGAAAAAAGUGAUGUGAUUGACGAGCUGGUGGCAUCGCUUCCGGAUGAGGUCGAUGAAAUCAUGCCGUCACCUGCCUCGGGCAGCAAUGGUGUGAUAAUUACCAAACAGGAACUGGAUAUGGAUGAUUGUCUCGAAGAUAAGGAUCGGGACGAUCGAACGCCAAGUCCGGCGCCGAGUAAGAACGAUUCGGAAUCGCUGACGCUGAAGCGGGCACGAGUGGAAAAUAUCGUGUCGUCGAUGCGUGCCAGCCCUGCCCUGUUGGGUUCCCAGCAGGGACAGGUCAAUGGAUGCAAGAAACGGAAGUUGUACCACCCGCAGCAGCAUGAUAAUAGCGCCGCUGAGCGGUAUGCUGCCGCAGCUGCAGCCGGAUUAAAUCUCGGUCUAACGCUGCAGAACUUCAUGCUGGGUGCCAGUGCCGAUCAGGAUGAUGACGACGAUGAUAUGGAAGUCACUCCGCACAUCCAUCAGAAGCGCGUCGAGAAAGACGUACUUAAGUCCCAGCUGCGAUCGAUGCAGGAACAGCUCGCUGAAAUGCAGCAGAAAUAUGUGCAAUUAUGUUCCCGGAUGGAGCAGCAGUCCGAUACCCAGGAGGUGGACGACAGUGCGAGUGACAUCAUGGAGGACGACUCGAACCACCCGGACCUGUCACCGGACAAGUCUCUGAUCCAGAGUUCCCCGGCAUCGACGCCGAUCAAGGACGUGGGUAAGAACGCCGAUGCGUCCAGCAUGCUGCAGAUGAUGAGCAAGAUGAUGUCGGCCAAGAUCCACAGUCAACUACCCACGCAUCCGCACAUGCAAGCCGGAUUCAACGGGACGCAUCUUUUCCUGCAGCAUAUGCAGCAACAAGCCGCAGGACUGCCACACGACGGAAUGAGCCAGCACAACCAAAUGAGCAAUGCCGCCAUGUACCAGAAACUGCUCAUGGAACAGGAAGCGCGGAUGGUGAAAGAAGUCGCCGAACAGCAAGAGAGGAACCUGCAAAAUUCAAACCAACAACUGCUUCAGCAGCAAGCUCUGCAGCAACAGCAAAUGCAGCAGCAGCAGCAGCAACAACAACAACAACAACAAGAGCGGAAUAACAGUCAGCAAAUGAUGCAACAACAGCAGCAACAGCAGAACCAACCACCCCAACCACAGUUGCAAUCUCCUCAGCAUCAAUCGAGUCAAUCUCAGCAGCAGCAGCAGCAACAACAACAACAGCAGCAGCAACAGCAAAUGCAACUGCAGCAGCAUCAACAACAGCAGCAGCAGCAGCACCAAAUGCAACAACAUCAACCUCCUUCUCAGACGAACCACAUUUCACCACCACAGAUGCCACCAUUGCCCCUCCUGCCACAGAUCCCCAAGGGUUCAGCUAUUCCUUCGGAUUUGACCAGCCGGCUAAACAUGAUGCGAUCGAGCAUCAGCUCGGUGGGACCAAUGUCCGGCACGGACCUGGAAGGCCUAGCCGAUGUCCUGAAAACGGAAAUCACUGCCUCGUUAUCCAAUUUGGUCGAUUCGAUCGUGACGAGGUUCGUCCAUCAGCGACGAUUCCUGGGAAAACAGUCGGAAGCAGCGGCAGCCGCCGCCGAACAGCUUAACAAGGACCUUAUGAUGGCAUCGCAGCUACUGGAUCGUUCCAAGUCGCCGCGGACUAAAGUGUCUUCGGAUCGCGGACCCAACCCCAACAAUAGCAGUAACAGCCAGUCAGGUAAUGGACCAAUGCUUAAUACUAACCUUAACAGUGCACCUAAUCCGAACGUGGUGAACCAGUCUCCGGCUGGAAACCCCAUGAUCCCCGGUCAGCAGGGCAACGUGCCCCGAUUGAACGGCACCGCUUUUCCUCCCAUGGGAAUGCCGAUGCACGUGAACAACGCGCCCACGCACGAUCCCAAAACCUUGAAUAACAUGAACCAGAUCAAUAUGCCACCUCAUGUUCGACCUUCUCCUUCUACAGCUAUGUUCCAAACGCCGAAGCCUCCGCAGAACCUCAACUCGGUAGCCGCCGCAGCUCUGUACAACUCGAUGAGUGCCCUCGGCAACAGUCAGGUGAAUCCCUUCUGUAUGCCCGAGCCACGAGAGAAUCCGGAACAGGCCGAAGCCCUGAGCCUUGUCGUGACGCCAAAGAAGAAGCGCCAUAAGGUAACGGAUACCCGAAUCACGCCACGAACCGUGAGUAGGAUCCUGGCCCAGGAUGGAAUCAUCCCGUCCGGCAAUCCGAUCCAAUUAGAUCAAAACAAUAGCAAUCAAGGUGGCAACACUGCAAGCAGCAACAGCAACUUGAACAAUGCCAACAACAGCAACAAUAGCAACAACAAUAAUAACAAUAACAACAGUAGUAAAAAUAACAACCAGCAGCAGUUCAACAGCCAACCACCGAGCGUGCAAGCGAGUACCCCAACCGAGAGCCCCUCUCCACGUGGUUCGUUCCACCCGCCACCUCCGUCGAUGCUACCGGUGUCGUUGCCGACGUCGGUUGCGAUACCAAACCCCUCCCUGCACGAGUCCCAAGUGUUCUCGCCCUACAGCCCCUUCUUCAACCCGCACGGCCCCCCUCACGGUGGUCCCCAUGGACCGCAGCCUUCGCAGUUCCACCAUAUGAAGGUGUCCUCCAGCCCGCCCGGUAUCAACGGCAUGAUGGACCCACGAGAUUCGCCUCCGCUACCGCACCCGCCCACGAUGCUGCACCCGGCACUGCUGGCAGCUGCCCACCACGGCAAUUCGCCCGACUACGGCCACAUCCGAGCGUCGAUGGACGUGAACGACCGUAACUCGGACUGCAACUCGGCGGACAUCUCCUACAACGGCAUGGAGCCUACUUCGUCGACAUUGACCCCGAUGCACCUGCGCAAGGCGAAGCUGAUGUUCUUCUGGGUCCGGUACCCGAGUUCGGCCGUCCUCAAGAUGUACUUCCCGGACAUCAAGUUCAACAAGAACAACACCGCCCAGCUGGUCAAGUGGUUCUCCAACUUCAGGGAAUUCUACUACAUUCAAAUGGAGAAGUACGCCCGGCAGUCGGCUAGCGAAGGCAUGAAGAACGUGGACGACAUCCAUGUGAGCAAUGACAGCGAGAUUUACCGUGUGCUCAACUUGCACUACAAUCGGAAUAAUCAUAUCGAGGUGCCCCAAAAUUUCCGAUACGUUGUUGAGCAGACACUGCGGGAGUUCUUCCGCGCGAUACAGGGCGGAAAGGACACCGAACAGUCGUGGAAGAAAUCGAUCUACAAAAUCAUUUCCCGAUUGGAUGAUCCUGUACCGGAAUAUUUCAAAUCUCCCAACUUCCUCGAGCAGUUGGAGUAAGAGAAAGCCUACCAGUACCAGAACAAACAAUAACAAGCAAAACAAUAACUUAGUAAACAGCAAGCAACAUAGAGAGAGAGAGAAAGAAAGAGAGAGGUAGCGAGGGAGAUGGAGAUUCGCCGCUGCCACAACACCAGAAACCUGCAAACACCGAAUCAAUAACCAAAAUAACUGAGGGAAAAAGAGUAAAUAAUAAAUUUAACAGAAGAAACAAACAAAGAUAAGAAGUUACUUUAUUAAUUAUAAAUUUAAAGCAAAUUAUACAAAAUUGUUAUCUAAACAAAUUUAAAGCAAAAAAGAAAUUUAAUUUUAGAGAAAAAAAAAGUAACACAAAGUAUAAAUAUAUUGUUUAAAACAAGCAAGCAAAAGCAAAAACAAAAAAACGAAAACAAACCAAAACUUAAACAAGAACAAAACAUCUAAUAAGCGAAAGCAUAAGACAUAAGAAGUAACAACAAUUUGUGGUUCCUAUAAUGUAGUGUGCUUACGUCCGAAAUAAACUAAAGAAACAAGAAGAAGAAGAAAGAGAGAGAGAGAGCGAAAGCAGCAGCAAAGUCAGACGGGAAGCAAAAUUCCAAAAAGAAAAGAAAAAACCAAACAAAAAAGUACUUAUACGAAACAGCACGGUAUACUCGCGUUUAGGCCUUCAUUUCCAAAACAACCAACAAAAUUUUAAGAAAGCAAAAAAAAAUGCAUUCAUUCGAACUCAGUCAGUGAAUAGAUUUAAAAACGAAAAAAAAAACCUCAAAAUUUAAAUGUUUUGACAUCUCUAAAAAGAAAACAAAAACAACCUCAAGGAAGCAAAUAAUAAAAAAAAAGACGAGAAUCAAGCGGGGAGAUACCCACAAUUUCGCGCGGAACAAUUUACGGAUCACUCAUUCGGAAGAGGAAUGUGAUAAGAGAAGAAGAAGAAGGGACACGACGUGGGGAAAAAGGAACAUCGGAAAGAGUAAACUGUAUUGCAACUAGGGACGUUCUUUCGGAUAGGAAAAAAAAGGGAAAAAUACAAUCAUCUAGGGAAUAACUUUCUUACAAAUCAAAGAAAAAGCAGAAGAAGACGUUGCGGGAGUGAGAAAUGACAUUCAGGUCACUCACAUGCCAACAUGUGAAAAUGGAUAAAAAUAUUGUAAUUAUUGAACUUUUUCCUUGAAAUCGUUUGAUAACGCUUUAAGUUGUAAUUAUUUUCUCGCUUUAGUUUGUCUUAUUCCUGGUCGGUUAAAACCAACCAGAACCGGGGUAAAAAAAAUCUAUGUGUAUACUUAUUUAAUCGAACAAAAAAUGGAGAAAAUAUGAACUUUUGGCAAACAAUGCGUGAAACUUAAACAUAACCAAAAACUGAAAAUGAAUCAAGCUUUUAGGCUAAGAAAUUUCGAUCGAAACGGAACGCCCGGCGGCCUGCUUCGUUUCUCGCCGCGCCCAAGUGGUGUAAGCGUUACGCACCGUUACACUGAGGGGGGAAAAACAGAAUUUGUAAAUAUUGCGAAAAAGAACAAGUGGAAAUUAUUUAUUAUCAUUUUUCGGCGUCAGAUGUAAUAAAUUAUUGUUUAUUUUGGGACCUGUACAAACAAAAAAGUUGUAAUCUAAAUUUUUAACGCAAAUAUGAAGGGAAAGAAAGGAAGCAAAACAAAAAAAAAGCGGGGAUGGAAACGGCAAGUUUUUGGACUGGUUAGGUAGCAAAAUUUGUUUUCGUUUUUUGAGUACACUAUUUUCGGCAACGUUAGACUAAAAUUUAAAGCAAAAGGGGAAAUGUUUCGGCUAUUUAGGCGUUUUUUUUUCUCGGGAAUGAUAGACGGAGAUCCAACUGUUUCGGCUUUUUCCGGGUUUAGGAUACGGGGCGGGGGACAUAGUGUAACACAGCGUAACGCUAACGGCGCUGGCCGGCAGAAACGGGAAAAGCAAACGCCGUCCGUUCAGUGACGACGGUAAGGAACGUUGUUGAAAAAGAAGACAAAUUUAAACUCUUUCGGCGUGAGAAACCUAACAUUUGUAGAUAGUCGUGUCCGUGAAAGCAAACUAUUUCCUAAUCCAAACAAAACAAAAUGAAUCGUAAACAUUAAGGCGUAAACCACAUUCCAAAUUAAGCGAUGUGCAUUUUUUGAACGAAAAUUUCUCGCACCUGUCCUGUCACCACACACACACACACAUCGCGGGACAGGCGGAUGUUUGUAUUUCUAGGACGUUAGCGGGUUAAGUGAAGCUUUAUGGUCUUAUUAUUUCGUGUCUUUUGUUUCAAAUUUUACACUGAGCGAAUAGAGCCGGGCGCCAUUGUUAGCUGCCUCCCGCCGUGCCACUGUGCCCGGAAGCGAGCAAUCUUUCGAAAUUCGACUAGCAACAAAAACUUUUAGGCAAAUUUCCACAACUAGAAAUUAUCUGCAAUAGAGCACAACGGAAUGGAUUGGCCAACUGGGAGAAGAUUGCUGCGAUUCGAUCCAAGGCUGUGCGUGAGCGUGGAGGGAGCUGGAUGGCCAGGCCCGGCCAAGGUCGCAAAUCUAAAUCAUACCAAAGUUAAUCAAAGUUUUUAAAAGCGAUAAGUUUCACCCUAGUCUACAUACCAUUACGAUUAAUAUCUCUCAUCGACUGAGUUGUAUCAAACUUUCGCGUAGAAUAGAGAAACCUUUCCUUUUUUUUUGUCUACGUUUGAUGACGUGCGGGAAGAGAUAAAUUCUUGUGCAAGGGAUAUGUGUAGAAAUGCAAGAAACGAGGUACAAAUGGUGUACAUUUUUUUUAAGGCGUUAGUAAGGUAACCUUUCCAAAUGUUUUUAAAUUGUGAGUUUCCUAGUCUUGUGUAACACUUAAGUUCAUCGUUUCUGGAAGGAGGAGAGGAAAUUUUGGCGAUAAGCGAACACAAAUCUACUGCUAGAACAAACCAAUCACACGGUUCUAUUUAAGAUAAAAAACAUUAUUUUAUAAAGUUUCGUGUAAAGCUAAAUCUAGCGAGUAACUUAUUGGGUAAGCGUUUGAAACUUAUUUAAACUUUGAAAAGAAAACAAAAAACUAUUGUAUAAUCAUUUAUUUAAAAAAAAUGUGGAAAUAUCAAGAAAAUUGGUUAUUUUUGUAACUGAAUUAUAAACUUCUAUUAUUAUUAUUAUUAUUAUUGACAUUAAUGGAAAAUGUACAAAAAAUAAUAAAUCUAAUCGUAUGAAAAGUUAAUCAAAAUUUUUAUAAUUUCCGAAAUCUAAUUGGCAACACUGUUUCCGUUUCAAUUCCAUUCAUUUUCAUUGUUGUUUUCGUAUUUUUCGUUGUUUUCAAGUGGAGAAAAAAAAAACAAAUUCAUGGCGAUUCAUAGUCCUAAAAGAAAACGUAAACUAUAUAUUUAUAUCAUGCCUUCAAAAUUUUAACGACAAUGUAACUGAAAUUGUGAUAUUAAAAAUAGAACUCCCCCCCGGGGUCCGGUCGCUCAGCCGUACGGAACCGGCGAAGACGAGAGAGGAGACCGCAACGCGAGCGGGGGACCCAAAGCACGGACCGGAAGCGAGCGUCCGCGCUCUAAGGUUCCUAUAGAUUUAAAAACUAACCAACUAACCUAAAAAAAACACUCCGUGUGCGUGUAUGCGUGCGUUUGGGUGCGUGCCGGUCAAACGGCCAACAUGCCCACACACACACACACUCCCACACCGUCCAAUCACCAAUGCUGUGAUGUGUGAGCGUAUUCUCCACAGCGAUGGAAAGUCUGCGCUUCCGGCUCGGUUCGUGGUCCCGCCAGCGAUUUUGCGGUCAUUUCCCGGAGGUCACCGCCCCUUCCCGGGCAGGGCGAUCGGAACCGCCGACCGCCAGAGGGAGAAUAGUAAAAAUUAAGGGAAAUUAAGCUUUCGGUAACUCAAAAACUAAACAAAAAUUACGCGAUCGAUCGAUCGAUCGAGCCGCGAAAAAUUACACAAACUUUUGGAUAUUUUUAGGCGCGUGAUAUAAAACGUAAACAAAACAAACAAAAAAAAAGAAAGCACACAAACAUUGAAACAAUGGCAACAUUUUUGGACGAUUGACAUGCAAAAUUGUUUCCCCGGCAUAUUUAGGAGACAAGACAACACAACCUUUCGGAAUGACGGGCAAAAGGCAUUUUUUGGUUCGAUUUUUCUGUUUCUGUUUUACUAUAGGAAGCCGAUUGACGUUUCGGGUCCGAGAUCGAACGGGGUGUGAUUCCGUGGCACGCGGAAUGGAGUGCGGGUUGAUCCGGUGGGGCCUGAAUUCGGGAGGAGGUUUACGACGCCGACGGGGCGACUCAGGAAGAGCUGGCAGCUCGCCAAAACACGAAACCCUUCGAAAGCCACAGCGCAGCGCUUCGAGAUCCAGUGACCAGCAACAAACAAACAAACAACAACAACUACAAACACAAACAAACAGACACAGCAGCAUAAAAAAAAUGAAAAUAGAUAAGGCAUUAGUUCAUAAGCAGCUCUCAACUUACAACAAAUACAAUAUAAAUGGUAGUGUUACAUUAUAUUUAAUUAUUCAAACCAAGAUAUAUCUUACUCUUAUUAAUCAGUGUGUUUUAAACAAUAGUAUUGCAAGCAAACAAACAAUAGCCUACUCUCAUCAUAAACAAUAAUCAACCACAGAAAGCAGAAUUUGAAUUAUACCACAACUCACUGGCUCCGAAGGAGUGCGCUCGCAGCGAGAGAUUUGGACGCUGCGCUGUGGAUCCGCCGACCUGGUUCCAAGCAACGUCGACCCCACCGACUAGUGUGGAAGCAUCUCGAACGUUUUCCACUCACACACACACACACACAUCCACAUACUCACAUGUCCGCGGACACACGCCGCCGGGGCUCCAGCUGUCGCGACACACAUACGGAACAGGAGGACCCUCCUCCGGACAGGCCGACCCAUGCCCGGACCCGUCCCCCUCGGGGGCCCACGCGUACUUCGGUCUACGUUGGCGCGCCCUCGGGAUCUCCACAGAGGAGAUCUCGCGCCGUCAUCGCCGGCCAGAAGCGUCAAAGUUGUGGAAUUCUGUGAUUUUGCGCGAUUUUCAUCACGGUCCAUAACUUUCCCGAACCGCGCCCAGCUACCAUCUGUGGGGCCAACUUCCGUGUGGUCGUUCCCGAGCUCCCGGGGAUCUUGGUCCCGGGCCCGCGCCCUCCGGACUGACCGUCCUCGGCCAUCAUCAUUGAAGUGCACGCACGGAGCUUCGCAGGCUGUCCCAUCCCACGUUUGGGGGAAUACAUUCGAAGGCACUACCCACCACCGCUCCCCGUCGCAGCUAGAAACGAGUGCGCCCGUUUCAGCUGAGUGGAGCUGCUGUCAGCUUACAGUCGGCAUAGAAAUGUUGCUCCGUAGGAACCGGGCGUAAUUUCGAACCGGUUGCCGGUUUCGGUGAACUGCUAGCUCUCCGGCUGAAGUGUUCCGAGGGGUCGACCCCUCCCACGGCAGUGCGCUCGUAAUCCCGAAUCAUCCCGAACUCCAAUCACCGUCUCCAAGUCGCCGACCGGAAAGGACCGGCACCUGAAGGCCAACAGGCUAAGCAUAGUUGUGUAAAUAUCGUAUUUUUACCCUUGAGUUGAUUAUUUCUCGUCUUUGAAUUGGCAUUAAGGUAAAGUUUUCCCUCCCCCAUGAAUUUCUCUCUGAUUCUAAUUGGCGUGUGAUUGGCUUUAGCGGUGCAACAAUUGGCGCAUCAGCAACAUAGAUGGUAAGUGCUCAAAAUUUUUCCAACCUGUUUUCAGCAACUCCAAAUUGGGCAGAAAUUCUGGGUGUAGCGUAUUUUUUGUACAACCCCCUAUUAAGGUCAAAAGUGAAAGCGAAACGAAAAUUUAAUUGAAAAAAAAAAAACAAACCGUUACAAACCAUUACACACCGGCUUCAAGCGUUCGUGCGAACGAGCCGCGCACGCUCAGCAAGCAAGCGAGCAAACUCCGGUGCAUACAUUUAGGCGAUAUGCAAGCGUUCGGGGAUUGAAAAUUACACUGCAACAAGACUGAUUUUGCAAAUCCAGCGCAAACAAAACUAAUAUGCAAUAGUGUCGAAAAACAGGAAACCACAACAAAUGCACUCGGUUUUCUUGCAAGUUUGAAGCGAACGGCGAGAAUCGUAACCGUCGCAUAAUAUCCUUACUCAAGUUCAAUUACGACCGGAAGAAGAAAGCAGAAACGUCACAUCCCCCGUCUUAUGAUAUUUAUGUUAAGCAACCCAGUCACAAACGAAAAAAAAAAAGAAUAAAAGAAACAAGAAAUCCAUUAACUCGUAGGUAUUUAGCGAAGCAAAAACCAGGAAAUAGGAAACAAAGAAGCACCCACAAUGUACACAAAACACUACUACAACUACGAAAGGAAAAAACAAUUGAUUUUCAGAGGAUGCCAAUGCAUCACCGCAUCAACGCAAAACAAAAAUUUCCGUUCAUAUCGAAGCAAAUUUCUGUUUGGGAUAUGUCCUUCCGCGGGCAGGCAGAUGCGCACUUUCGGAACGAACUCGCGCGGAUCGAUUGGGUGUUGAAGUUUCAACCAAAAGGAAAUAAACAAUAGAACGGCAAUUUAAGCAACUUUAAGUCAACACAAAUGGUCUUUGUUACUUCAUCUACCACUACCGAGCAUUCCGAGCACUUGACAUUUGUUUAGCAGUGAAGCACGGCUUCCGACGAAUCUCACCGCGGAAGGAAGCAUUCGAUUCUUUCUUGACGAAAUCAUCCUCAUUUUAAGCGAAUUUUCCAGGUGCCACCGGUGGCACCUCUCAAUCAAUUAACUGCCAAUCGAUCCGGUGCGAUUCCGGGGGAAAGGGACAUCUGCUUGCACGAUGGGACAUUUCUUUUUUUUUAUUUUGAAUCUUCAGAUGGAAUAAUUUUAAGGCAUUUUCAACCGCAGCAGAUCAAUCGGUGAAAUCAAAAACAAAACGCAAUACAGUUUACAAUAAACGAACGGUAAGAACAUACAAUAAACAAUAAAUAGCAAACUAGACAAACACUAUAUUAUUCAGAUGUAUACAACCACAAAAUGCAAACAACAACAACAACAACAAACAUGGUUACUUUUAUACCAAAAGCAAGAACAACAACAACAACAACCAGGAAAAUGUUCGGAAUAUUUUUUGAAGCAACACUUUGGAAGAAGAAAAUGUUUGGCAUCGUUUCGAAAGCUCUAUUUUUUAACAAGCGAAAAAAAAAGAACAAACUAACAAAACCACGUUUCGGAUGAUUUUCAUUAUUGUGUUUGACAGGUUAAGCAAACAAACAGAAUACUACUACAACAACAGUUGCGCAAUAGAAAUAUCAACAGGAUUACCAUCCAUUUAAACAUCUACAACAAACCAACAAUAGAUCACGUGUGUCGGAAACACACACACACAUAAACACAGGAAGCAAACCCGGACUAGACUGAUAAAUAUUAACCUUCCAAUUCACGAACGAACUCAGGGAAUAAUGCUACGACCAUUCGAUAAUUUUCAUAUACACACUCGCAGACCCCCACGCGAACGAACGCGCGGGAGUCGCACAAGCAAACCGUUUUUCAUUUCUGACAGAUUGAAGUAAUACAGAAGAAAACACUAGUAAGUAAAUAUUAAUCCUUAAUUGAACAUAAACAAACUCAAAUUCAAAGUAAAAUAGCCAAAAUAAAAGCAUAUAUAAUCAGUAUUUGUAUUUACAGUAAAACACAAACACAAGCAAACAUCAUUGUAUAGAAGCAAAGCAAAUAAAAACAAUACACUUUUCCCCCCUAAUCGCCAAUUCUACCGAACACAAACCAAUAGGAAGAACGAUGACGUUAUGAUUGUUGAAAACUUGUUGACGACGAAAUAGAGAAAAACCCACUUGCAGUCGGAGAAAAAAAAAGCUGAAAAUUUCAUGAAACCCAAGCAAAUCAAUAAAUGAAAACUUUUUUCUAACUUUCUAGCAGAAGCAAAAGCAGAAGAGCAAAACAAAUGCAAACCAAAACAAAACCAAGCAAAACAGCUAAAAAAAAAAACACACACGAAGCGAUUGGCGUCCCGAAACGCCGAUCGAGAAAGUUGGAAAAGUGGAAGAAACUUUUCUUUCCUAUAAUUUACCUUUGAGUUUUUCUUAAAUUGCAGUGAAAAAAAUAUAACAAUGAAAUGCGAAUGAAACACACACACACAAGCAUACAAGCACGCUGAGAGGAAAUAUGCUGCUUGUGAUUUUCCUCCAUGGGAAGAUGAAAAAAAAUGUGUGAAAAUCAAAUGAAAUAUAAAAGUGAGAUUGGCAGAACAGAGAAGAAGAAGAAGAAGACCGCGCCAAAAAUCGGAAAAACCAAUUGGUUCGAUAACAGGAAAAAUUGGAAAUCAAAACCACAAUUGGAGAGAGAAAGAUUGGAACGGCGGAAGAAAACAAUUCACAAAUGUUCGUAUAUAUCACGAAUAGUCAGUCACACGAGUGAAGUUCAAAAUUUGUGAGGCGAUCAAAAUUCGAACUCGGAUUUCUCUUAUUUGAUACAUUUUUCGAAAAUUUAGGGAUUAAACGAAAAAAAAAACAAAACCAACAAAAUUCUGCUAAAACUGCGGCAAAAUUUCACAGUAAAAACGAAGAAUUUGGUUCAGUGAAAACAAAAUUAGACGAAAUUGCUAAAAUGAAAACAUCAAAACAAACUUUAAUGAUCAUAAAAAAAAAAGAAAAAAAAACCAAAAAAAAAAUCUGUAUAAAUUUUUCAAAGAGUUUAAAAAUUUAAUUAUUCUAAAUAUUGAUUAUUUAUCAAUUAAAUUCUAUUUUAUUCGUUCUAAUAUGUAAGUUAAAAAGCGAAAAAUUAAUGAGAUAAAAAUUGUAAUAUUAAACAAAAAAAAAAUCCAAGCGACCCGGCAACCGGCGACAGCAAACCUGAAAUGUCACAACGUGCCAACCAAGCGCGCGGUUAGUCCCGCGGUGGGUGCAAACCACGUGGUGUCCCGCGACUCUGGCCCACCCAUUUCCCGGUGUCCCUGCGCGGUCGGUGCCGCCGCCGCCCUGUGUACCCACACUCUGGUGCCGGUCGGGCCGUAUCCGGGGACCCACAAGGAGAAAUAAUGCUGGGAGGAGUCACUUCUGGGCACCUGCGGUUUCCGCAACGGGACGCGUGCAAACGGUGCAAGUUCGCUGCGUUCACCUUUGAGAUAUCGCGGGCGCACGCCCAUACGGCCGCCCCGAUUCGGUGUGUCUCCGGUUGGUGGGUUCGCACCUACUGCAUUUCAUACACACUUACACAUUUAAUGCAAACAGCGAACCAAAAAAUGAUACAUUUUGAAGUACGCAAGCAAACACACAGACACACAGACACACAAAGUUUCAAAUUAUAAACAAAUCCAAAAAUGAAUAAAAAAAAAACAACAGCAGAUCUGAUCACAAAAUUUAACGCAAACAAAGAACAGCAAAUUCCAAAAUCAAACAUGGCCGUCGCCGCCGCCGCUGCGUCCGAGACGCGCGUUCGGAGGAGGCGAUCGUUUCUUUGACAUGCGAAGAAGAAAAAAAGAGUUAAAAAACCAAAAACCGAAAGGUUUCUUAAUUUACAAAAAAAAAAAUACUUGAUAUAAGAAAA
Molecule: messenger RNA, 16761 nt
Organism: Ochlerotatus camptorhynchus
Lineage: Eukaryota; Metazoa; Arthropoda; Insecta; Diptera; Culicidae
Gene: pros
Product: prospero
Exons: 6
Coding region: 2951-7315 (1454 amino acids)
Biological process (GO): regulation of transcription by RNA polymerase II
Cellular component (GO): nucleus
Molecular function (GO): DNA-binding transcription factor activity, RNA polymerase II-specific; RNA polymerase II cis-regulatory region sequence-specific DNA binding
Source: RefSeq, a predicted model, not a curated record